Penicillium vulpinum is the source of this 417-nucleotide messenger RNA. RefSeq lists its product as uncharacterized. Bases 1 to 417 code for a protein of 138 amino acids. The record is from RefSeq and is a predicted model, not a curated record. The transcript has a single exon. NCBI's taxonomy places the organism in Eukaryota, Fungi, Ascomycota, Eurotiomycetes, Eurotiales, Aspergillaceae.
AUGCCUUCUAUAGCUAGACGGCUCUUUCGCGGUGCUCGAGCUAUCCAGAAGUACCGGACCGAGCGCGACAUCCUUGUACGAAACAUCCGCUCCUACAUCGCCACUUUGCGCCAGUUGCCCGAGGGCAACUACCUUGUCGAGAUCGCUCUCAACGUCCACUCCCUGAAGGUUCAGGCCGAUAAGGUGAAGUGGGCUUCCCAGGCUCUUACUACCGACGCCGGAGAUAUGAACUACGUCGCUUCCCAGGGUUUCAACCACUUCUUCUUCGCCAUCCCGGCCGUCUGCGACCAGAUCGGCCGUGACACCCGCCAGAUGUCCGAGACCCUUUUCGACCACAUCCACACGCCUAACGAGGGCACCGAGCACCGGAUCGCUCUUUAUCUAGAGCGUUCACUCGCUAACCUGGGCUUUGUCUAG